UCCUCUCUCUCUCUCUCUCUCUCUCUCUCUGCUUGUUAGGGCUUUUCAGGUUCUCGCGUCUCUCACGGCGCAGUUUAUCGUCGCUAUCCAUAUCGUACGCCGGGGAGUUAAUCAGUUUGAUUCUUUGUCGUUGUGAUCGAGUUCAUAUACUCUCGUUCUUGUUGAGGUUCACGAUCGGGUUUCUAAGGUUUGAUAUUGUUCUUCUUCCCCAUUCCGUGCUCUGUCUUUCUUGCUGGAAAAUCUACUGGAGGAAUUUUGAUUAUUUCUUACUGUUUCGUGGAGAAAUCUGGGUUAGGGUUUGAUGCUUUGGUUGAGCUCGGCAUCGGCCGGACGAGAUAACAGUUUGGUUUUCGUUGGCAAUGGCCAAUCCCGGUGUCGGGACCAAGUUUGUUUCCGUGAAUCUGAAUAGAUCUUAUGGGCAGCCUCCAAGUUCGUUGUCAAAUGCUGGAGCCAACCGAGUACGGUCUGGUAGCCAUGGAAGCAGCGUGGGCGGUGGGAUGGUGGUUCUUUCGAGACCUAGGAGUUCGAUUGUCGGUCCGCAAAAAAUUGGAUCCAAGCUUUCGGUUCCGCCCCCCUUGAAUUUGCCGUCGUUGAGGAAGGAACAUGAACGUUUUGAUUCCUCAUCAACAGGGAUUGGUUCUGCUCGUCCUGGGAGUUCUGGUUCUGGGUCGAGGCCGACUUCUUCUGGUGUGGGCUGGACGAAGCCCGUUCCUUCUACAUUGCAAGACAAGGAUGGUAGUGGCCAUCACCCUUUGCUUGGGAGAUCGGGAGGUGGAGCUCAGGCAGUUGAUGGCGGUGAUCAUCCCUUGAAUUCUAUCGAUGGGGCGUCGAGGGCAAGCAGUGCUUACAUGCCCCCGUCUGCAAGGUCGGGUACUGUCACAACCCCAGUGACUGGUUCUGCUUCUUCUUUUCAGCCGGUUGAGAAGGCUGUGGUUUUAAGAGGGGAAGACUUCCCAUCCCUGCUGGCUACCUUGCCUACCACUCCUGGGCCUGCUCAAAAGCGGAAGGAUACUUUCCAUCAGAAGCAGAAGGUGAGUGAAGAAGCAGCAGAUGAGCAGACAGAGGGUUCCAGCUCAAGGCAAUUCCUCCACAUGCGCCCGCAAGUCCAGUCAUCACGUCAUGGUGUUGGCUCUCUUUCGAAUGAGAACGGUGGCAUGAAUCAUGGGUCCGGUGGUUCUAUCAGAGGGGAACAGUCCCGUAAGUUGGAUGAUCACUUUCCAGGUCCACUGCCACUUGUUCGUCUUAACCACACUUCUGAUUGGGCUGAUGAUGAACGUGAUACGGGUCAUAGUCUGCCAAGUUGGGACAAGGAUCAUGGGUUGUCCAGAAGUGAAGCCCUUCACGACAGAGAUUUUGAUCGUCCCAGGGUUGGUGGGGGGCUACCACGCUCACAUGCUUUUGAUCUUUCUGAUGGUCGGGGUCUUCAUGAUGAUGAUGUUGGAAAGGUUUCUUCAAAGGGAUUUCUACGGACAGACUCUUAUGGCAGAGAUUUUAGAACACCUAGUAGAGAAGGUCAAGAUGGGAGCUCAUGGAGAGCUUCAUCCCUUGCAAAAGAUGGAUAUAGAGCUCGUGAAGUUGGGAGCGAUAGAAAUGGUGCCAGUGCAAGUCCUUUUAGUCUCAAUCGUGAUAUGAACAGAGAUAAUAAAUACAAUCAACCACCGUUUGGAGACAAUUAUCGGGAUUUUAGCAAUGGAAUCAUGGGAACUCAGGAUUCAAGGUUUGGAAGGAGGGAUUUGGGUUAUGUGCAGGGAAACAGACAGAAUGGGAGCCACAUGGUGGAAUCAUUUUCUAAUAGAGGGACUGAACAGAAUAUGCGGGAUCGUGGUGAUACCUCCAAUCAAUACAGAGGUGAUUUCUUCCCAAACAGCUUGGUGCCUAAAACAUCAUUUUCUUCUGGAGGUAAGGGACACUCUGUGAAUGAUCCAUUGCUUGAUUUUGGUAGAGAAAAACGUUCAUUCUCAAACAAUAGAAAACCAGGUCAUGAAGAUUCUUUCUUGAAAGAUUUUGGCACUGGCCUGUUGUUUGAUGGAAGGGAUUCUUUCUCUGGUGGUCUUGUUGGGGUGUUUAAGAAGAAGAAGGAUGUGCUAAAACAGACUGAUUUCCAUGACCCUGUUAGAGAAUCUUUUGAAGCAGAACUUGAGAGGGUACAAAAGAUGCAAGAGCAGGAAAGGCAACGUAUCAUUGAGGAACAAGCGAGAGCAUUGGAGUUAGCUAGGAAAGAAGAGGAGGAGAGAGAGCGGCUAGCUAGGGAAGAGGAAGAACAUCAGAGAAGGCUGGAAGAAGAAGCCAGAGAGGCAGCGUGGAGAGCAGAACAGGAGCGAUUAGAGGCUGUGCGAAAAGCUGAUGAACAAAAGAUUGCUAGAGAAGAGGAGAAACGAAGGAUUCUUAUGGAGGAAGAAAGGAGGAAAGAAGCUGCCAGACAGAAGCUCAAGGAGUUGGAGGCUAGGAUUGCUAGGAGGCAGGCUGAAGUAAUGAAAGAUGAUAAGCUUCCUGCUUCUGUUAUAGCUGGAAGUUUGCCCAGGAUGGUAAAAGAGAAAGUUGUUUCUAGGGAAGCAGAGGUGGGUGGUUGGGAGGAUGGUGAGAGAAUGGUGGAAAGGAUCACAAACUCUGCUUCUUCUGAUUCCUCCAGUCUGAAUAGAUCAUUUGAGAUGGGUUCUAGGCCUCACUCUUCCAGAGAUGGAAAUUCUGCCUUUCUUGAUAAAGGAAAACUUGCAACUUCAUGGAGGAGGGAUGUCUUUGAGAAUUCUAACAGCUCAACCUUCCUUCCACAAGAUCAUGAGAAUGGUUAUCGCAGUCCAAGGAGAGAUGCAUUUGGUGCAGGGAGGGCAUUCCCUAGGAAAGAUGUGUAUGGAGGUUCUGGAGUUGUGUCUGCAAGGGCAACAUCUAAAGGAGUUGCAGAGGCUUAUGUGGUUGAUGAUUUCCCUCACCUGAGAGGGCAGAGAUGGAACCUUCAUGGGGAUGGAGAGCAUUAUGGCCAGAACUCUGAAGUCGACACUGAACUUCAUGAUAAUACUGCCGAUGACAGGUUUGGUGAUAUGGGAUGGGGGCAGGCUCGUUCUCACGUUAGUCAUGCUGCUUAUCCAGAUGGACUUUAUCAAAACUCUGAGGCUGAUGGAUUUUCUUCUUAUGGGAGAUCUAGGCAUUCCAUGAGACAGCCUCGAGUUCUCCCCCCUCCAUUGAUGGCUUCUGUGCAGAAAAGUUCCUAUAGAGUUGAGCCUGAAUGGCCUAAUUCCUCAACUUUUCUAGACUCUGAGAUGAGGUACCAACAUGUGCCGCGAAGAAGCAAACCAAUCUUGUUGACAGGGUAUGAUGGUGGUUACCAGGAGAAGCUUGAACAGCCAGGAAUUAUGGAAGCUCAACAUGAAAAUGCUGUCCCUGAGAAGAACAAACUAGAUAAGCCAGCCACACCAGGGUGCGACUCACAAUCCUCAUUAUCUGUUUCAAGUCCACCCAACUCACCUAUUCAUCUUUCGGAUGAUGACUUAGAUGAGUCUGGAGAUUCUCCUGUCUUGCCAGCUUCUGCUGAAGGCAAAGAGAUGGCUUUAUCUGACAGUGAACAUGUUGCAUCAGCAUCAGAGAUGGGUAAUACCAGUGGGAUAACAGCUUCAAAUUCUAUUGCUCCUCUUGAAGAUGAAGAAUGGGAUAUUGAGAACAAUGAAGAGCUGCAGCUGCAAGAAGAAUAUGAUGAAGAGGAUGACGGUUACCAGGAAGAAGAUGAAGUGCAUGAAGGAGAUGAUGAGAAUGUUGAUCUAGCUCAGGAGUUCCAAGAUUUGCAUGUGGAAGAGAAAGAUGCAUCAGACAAGAUGAGCCAGUUGAUAGGCUUCAAUGAAGGUGUUGAAGUUGGAAUGCCUAGUGGUAACAAGUUUGAAAGAACCUCCAAGAAUGGAGAGAAGGCAGUUCGGAUAGAACAGAAAUCUGUUGGCAUUGCAGAAGAACCUGGAUCUUUUGAUGGGUUGGUUGCUGAUGGACAUAGCCUUCAACCUGAGAAUUACUCUCCUAAAAUGCGUGUGGGAAGUUCUUCUAAAACAAUCCAGGAACCUAAGAAGGCACUCCAAAGUCUGGUUAUCCAGCCUGUGGAUGCUGACCACAACAGAACAACAUCUUCUGGUUUUCUUCUGGAUACUGUGGAAGCGUCUAAUAGUCCCAGUUUUCCAGUUCAGCUGCCAGUAUUAUCUUCUGUGAAUAUGACCCUCCCUUCAUCAGUCCAAUCUGUGGUGUCAACUGUUUCUUCGGUUCCAAGCCAAGCUGAUGGACCUGUCAAGGUGCAGUUUGGCCUGUUCUCUGGCCCUUCUCUGAUUCCAUCUCCAGUAACGGCCAUACAGAUUGGUUCUAUACAGAUGCCACUCCAUUUACAUCCCCAGGUUCGGCCAUCACUAUCUCAAAUUCACCCAUCAAAACCUGUCAACAAUUCUAGUCAGAUCCCCACUGUGGUUCGGCCAUCACUAUCUCAAUUUCACCCAUCAAAACCUAUCGACAAUUCUAGUCAGAUCCCCACUGUGAAAGAUAAAGUGUCGUUUGUAUUGAUGGAUAACCAUGGCUUUGUCCCUAAGCCUUUGGAUGUAUCUCAGGAGAAUGUGGGCAAAGAGGUGAUUUUACCUGCUGGAGGAAGUCUGGAUAAUGUAGUUCUGACAUAUAAGAGUCAAGCCGAGAGCUCCAUUCUUAGUGAAGAGAAGCCUAAGCCUGAUCAAGGUUCCCUGGAUCGAUGGAAUCAUGAUCUUGCCGUGAAGAAGAACAACAUAUCCAUAUCAAAUAAUGGAGAGUCCCAGGGGCGGUUGCAAUCCACAUCAAAUUUAUCCCAGUUUCCUUCAAAUGAAAGAGCUUUGAGUGGGUCCAAGGUUCCAGUCCAAAUCUCUAGUGGAAAAGGAAAGAACCUCAUUUAUACCGUGAAGAAUUCUGGGUUAAAAUCCUCAGUUCCAGUUCCUGAGGCUUCUGCUCAUUCAAAUACCAGUGGAUUUCAGAGGAAGUCUCGACAGAACGUUCGGCGUACUGAAUUUAGAGUGCGAGAGAAUGGUGAUAGGAGGCAAAUGGAAACUGUAGUUUCAUCUAACAGUGGGCUGGAUGGAAAGUCAAAUUUCAAUGGAAAGGUGUCUGGAGUCUCUUCAAGAAGUGGGGCCAAGAGGGAUGCUGUUUUGGCCAAACCAUCCAAGCAGUCAAUUCAUUCUGAAAGUGUACAGUCUGGUUCAAUUAGUUCACGAAUGCUUGAUGAAAGCAAGAUGGAAAAGGGACAAGGGAAAGAAGCAUUGAAAAAGAGGUUUACAUCUUCACUUGGCAUCUCGCCCUCUGGAGAGGGAAACUUGAAGAGAAAUAUCAAUUCUGAGGAGGAUGUUGAUGCCCCCCUGCAAAGGGGCGUUGUGCGUGUUUUCAAACAACCUGGCAUUGAAGCCCCUAGUGAUGAAGAUGACUUCAUCGAGGUGAGGUCUAAGAGGCAAAUGCUGAAUGAUCGGCGAGAACAGAGAGAAAAGGAAAUUAAGGCCAAGUCUAGGGUAAUAAAGGGACCUCGUAAACUCCGUUCUUUCUCACAAAAUGCUGUUACUCCCAACAAUUCAAAUAAAGUUGUCACAUCAUUAGGUGAAGCAGCAAGAAACUUGCAUUCUGAAUCUGUUGUCACUGAUGGACGGGCAUUGCCAAAUGUUGAAGUGCCAGCUGGAUUUACUUCCACUGUGAUAUUACAACCCUUGCCUCCAAUUGGCACCCCUGCUGUGAAUACUGAUGCCCAGGCUGACAAAAGAUCCCAUCACGUAAACAGGUCUCUCCAGACAAGCGCCAUUUCUGUCAUAUCUAGUGGUGGAACAAGCCUUGGCCUGGGCUUACCAUUUGAAAACAAGAAUACGGUUCUGAGUAAUGUUCAAACAUCCCUGGCUCCCUGGGGCAAUGCACGGAUUAAUCAACAGGUUAUGGCCCUAACUCAGACCCAAUUAGAUGAGGCUAUGAAUCCAUCAAGAUUUGAAGCACAUGUUGCUUCUAUUGGUGAUCACACCAGCACUGCUAUCGAGCCCAGCAAGCCAUCACCACCUCUCAAGACGCAGGACAAAUCAUAUUCUUCUGCAGGAAGUCCACUCAACUCCCUGCUUGCAGGGGAAAAAAUUCAAUUUGGUGCGGUUACAUCACCCACUAUUCUACCUCCAGGCAGCCGGGCCGUUUCGAAUGGGAUUAUCUCUCCUGCUGCUUGUAGGUCAGAUCCAAUUGACCACAACCUGUCUGCUGCUCAGAAUGAUUGUACGUUGUUUUUCGAAAAAGAGAACCAGCCUGAUGAGUCUUGCAUUCAUCUGGAAGAUCCUGAGGCUGAAGCUGAAGCAGCUGCUUCUGCAGUUGCUGUUGCUGCUAUCAGUAGUGAUGAGAUAGUCGGGAAUGACCUGGGUGCAUGCUCUGUCUCUGUUUCAGAUACCAAAAGCUUUGGAGGUCCAGACAUGGAUGGGUUGACUACAGGCAAAGGUGUCACUGGUGACCAGCAAUUAGCAGGUCAGUCAAGGGGUGAAGAGUCCCUGACUGUAACUCUUCCAGCUGAUCUCUCUGUAGAGACUCCAUCACUUUCCUUAUGGCCACCUUUGCCAAGCCCACAAAAUUCUUCUAGUCAAAUGCUUUCACAUUUUCCUGGGGCCCCGCCUUCCCAUUUUCCUUGCUAUGAGAUUAAUCCCAUGUUGGGAGGGCCUAUUUUUGCCUUUGGUCCACAUGAUGAGUCUGCUGGUACUCAGUCGCAGUCGCAGUCGCAGAAGAGUAGUACUCCAGCUUCAGGGACACUGGGAGGCUGGCAACAAUGCUAUUCUGGUUUAGACUCUUUCUACGGUCCUCCAGCAGGAUUUACAGGACCUUUUAUCAGUCCUCCUGGAGGAAUUCCAGGUGUUCAAGGCCCCCCUCACAUGGUUGUGUACAACCAUUUUGCGCCAGUAGGACAGUUUGGGCAAGUCGGCUUGAGUUUCAUGGGCACCACUUAUAUUCCCUCUGGCAAGCAACCUGAUUGGAAGCACAAUCCAACGUCUUCAGCAAUGGGUAUUGGUGAGGGGGACAUCAACAAUACGAAUAUGGUUUCUGCACAACGCAAUACCCCAAGUAUGCCUGCUCCCAUCCAGCAUCUUGCCCCGGGAUCAUCACUGUUGCCUAUGGCUUCUCCUUUGGCCAUGUUUGACAUGUCCCCUUUCCAGUCCUCAGCCGACAUACCAGUCCAAGCUCGCUGGUCUCACAUUCCUGCAUCACCAAUGCACUCAGUCCCUUUAUCAAUGCCAUUGCAGCAGCCGGCAGAGGGUGUAUUGCCGUCACAGUUCAGCCAUGGAUUUUCUGGGGACCAAACAUUAUCUGUUAACAGGUUCCAUGACCCUCAUGCUUCAGCACCUUCGGACAACAACAGGAACUUCCCUGUGGUAGGUGAUGCCACUGCUACUCAGUUGCCUAAUGAACUAGGACUGGUACACCCUUCAAGUUCCAGCACCACCACCCGGGUUUCAACCAGCAGGCCAGCUUCCAACAGCUUACUUGGUGCAAAUGGCAAUGUCCAGAAUGUUGUCACAAAUAACUCAUCGAAAUGUGCUAUAACUAAUGCUGGCGAGAGUGGUGGUAUUCACAACAAUAUGAGCACUAGCAGCAGCCAGGGCAUGACCUCUGCUUUCAAGGCGCAGUCUUCUCAGCAGCAGACUUCAGCAACACAGCAGUAUCUUCAUCCAACUGGGUAUAUGGACCAGAGAACUGGUGGAAUUUCUCAGAAGGUAAAUUCCGGGAAUGAAUGGUCCCAUCGGAGAAUGGGGUUCCAAGGAAGGAAUCAAUCAUCAGGAACAGAUAAAACCUUUGCCUCUAAAAUGAAGCAAAUUUAUGUCGCUAAACCGGCUUCUAGUGGAGCUUCAGGAGCAGUUUGAGAACUGAGGUCCAGGGUGUUUUUGAGGUUUGAUGAGG
Molecule: messenger RNA, 7881 nt
Organism: Telopea speciosissima
Lineage: Eukaryota; Viridiplantae; Streptophyta; Magnoliopsida; Proteales; Proteaceae
Exons: 8
Coding region: 360-7844 (2494 amino acids)
Source: RefSeq, a predicted model, not a curated record